Messenger RNA from Solanum verrucosum, 2668 nucleotides. RefSeq lists its product as uncharacterized. Gene Ontology annotation, molecular function: protein binding; G-quadruplex RNA binding. Bases 34 to 2652 code for a protein of 872 amino acids. Gene Ontology annotation, cellular component: NSL complex; Ino80 complex; MLL1 complex. The record is from RefSeq and is a predicted model, not a curated record. The transcript has 7 exons. NCBI's taxonomy places the organism in Eukaryota, Viridiplantae, Streptophyta, Magnoliopsida, Solanales, Solanaceae. Gene Ontology annotation, biological process: positive regulation of transcription by RNA polymerase II.
AAAGCGAAUUUUUGCGAAGUUGCAGCAGCAGCCAUGGGAGCUCUGGCUCCAUAUUUUCAUUGGAUUCCUGAAGAUGACCUUUUGCUUAAAAACGCCAUUGAGGCUGGCGCUUCUUUGGAAUCACUUGCAAAAGGUGCAGUUCAAUUUUCCCAAAGAUUUACCGUUCAAGAAUUGCAAGAUCGGUGGCAUGCUCUCCUGUAUGAUACGGUUGUUUCUGCUGAAGCAUCAGCACUCAUAAUUGAGUUGGACCGCUCUGCAUCAACACCGAAAUGUAAUAGGUUUGAGAAUGCAAGGGAAAGUAAAAACUCUGUUGUGUUAAAGAGAAAAACUGAGAGUAUCCGUUCAAGUUACUAUGCUAUGCAUAAGAGGAUCCGUAAUAACCCAUUUGACUCGAUGGAUAUGAACUUUCUUGGCGGAGCUGGUGACAAUGACGAGCCUCAGUCAAUGGAUUGUGCAUUUAUGGAUUCGAUAAGAGAUGCCUUCGGUAAUCAACAAUCAAAUUUCGACAUCAUACAAAAUUGCAUUUCUGAACAUGGGUGUGAUGAUUCCAUUUGGGCUAAUGAUUGUGUAACUGCUUCUCCUGGUUUUCCAAUUGGUCUCCUCAAUCAUAAGGGAGAUGUUCCACUUAGCAGCUUUAAUGUUACUGAGAACUUUCCAGAUGCUGUUGAAGAAAGUGUUGCCCUUGCUGAGAGACAAAGCACUGUUGGGGAAUUGAGUGAAUUGCCAGUUUGUGGAUUAUUUGAAGCUGAGGAUUUAGAAUCUAAUUUUCCUAUGAGAGAUCAAUGUGAUGACAAUGUGAGAAACUCUUCUCGAUUUGAAAACCAGGUCUUGAACUCACCAGUUCCAGAUUGUGACUUGACAUUUCAUGAUCUUGGUUAUUCACCUACUGCACCUGAUAUGCCAGAUUGGAGUACAAUUGGAGAUAUUUCUGUUCCGGCUCUGCCUGAUUUUGAGGAAGAGCAGAAUAUACAGGAUACAUUUGUAGUUCCUAUUGAUGGCAAUUCGAAUAAAAUGGAUGCAUCAGAAUACGACGUUGUAAGUUCAAACUCCAACUUGAGAGACCAUAUGUCAUGUGAUGAACUGAGAAAUUCCGUACCUAGUACUGAUGACUACAUAGCUGGGUUGUCAGCAUCUUUGUUGGACUUUACAGAAGAGGACGAACUGCUAUUCAAUGACCCUGAUGGAAAUGAUACAAUUAAUAAGUCUUAUUAUGAGGGCUUGAGUUCACUUCUCUUGGAUUGUCCUGAUGGUGUGGGUGACUUGACUGUCAAAAGUGUAUCAGAGGCUUCAAAUGCUCCAGACGAAGGGCUUACUAUUCUUGAUGGUUGUCCCAAAGAAUCCGGUGACAAAUGUGUGUACAAUUAUAGUGAUAAGCCUCCAGGUUCCAAUUCAGACUUUCAAAUGCUAUCCUCCGCAUUAACUGUCAAUCCGGCUUUUCCUGAAAUGCGUGGUGGAGUUAUUUGCUGCGUAUUAAGCACUGAGGACCCAGAUGUUCCUAGCAAUGAUGAUGUUUUUCUUCCUGUUCUAAUGCCGUCAACAUCAUUUCCGUCAAUGGCACAUUGGAAAUAUGAUGAGACGUAUCAUCCAUUAUCCUCGUCUGCGAAAGAUUUGUCAAAUAAUCAGAAGGGCAAUGAUGGACGAGCUGUCUUGAAGAAAAAGGAGCAAAAUUGUUAUUCAGAAUACAGUAAUUCAUAUCAGAUGAAUGAACCACCAUCACAGGCCGAAAUGUUCAGUCAUGAUCACAAAGUUAAGCAUGAGUUGCCCAAUGAGAAUAGUCAACAUGUGGUGCAAAGGAAUCUGCAGACUCCUGAUUGUCCAAGGCCAGUCAUUUCAGGAAACUUAAGUGCAGUAAAUGCCUGUCAAGGAGAUUUUAAAGAAAAUACCGCAAAGGAUGGACAGGGUAAAAAUCUCAGUUGGACUUAUGCUGCUGAUGCGUCCAAGUGCUUGGAGAAAAAUGCUAUUUGCACAAAGGAACAUGACACUACCACCAUCCUUCAAAAGAAUGGACCUACACUUGCUGAAACUGUUCUCAGGAAAACUACAAUCCCUGAAGCAAGUGCAAACAAUAGUUCAUCAGAUUCGGAAGAUCUUCUUUAUGAGAGCGAUGAGGACAUACCCUACUUUUCUGAUGUUGAAGCUGUGAUCCUUGAUAUGGAUUUGAGCCCUAAUGGACAGGAUAUGUAUUCCAGUAAGAGAGCCAAAGAGUAUCAGCAUGAAGAUUUUAUUAGAAAGAUCAUCAGGCUAGAGCAGGCUGAUCAUGCUUGUAAACAGAGAAAGAUUGCUGCGCGUGGAGCUUUUGCUGUUUUAAUUGGCUUUCACUCAAAGCAUUUUAUUAGAAAACCAGAGGUGCUGCUGGGAAGAGAAUCUGUAGAUGUAAAAGUUGACAUCGACUUGGGCAGAGAAGGUCGUGAUAAUAAAAUUUCUAGGCGACAGGCAACUAUAAAGAUGGACAUGCAUGGACUAUUCCAUUUGCAGAACAUUGGAAAAUAUCCAAUUCAUGUGAAUGGUAAAGAAGUACUUCCGAAACAAAGUCUAACCCUCACUUCUGGUUCCUUUAUUGAGGUGAGAGAAGUUAGGUUCAUAUUUGAGAUUAAUCAAAGUCAAGUAAAACGAUAUAUGGAGGAAAGCCAAAGUCAGGAUAUGAAAGCUUGAGCAAUUCUUGACACAG